AUGGCUGCUGUAGACAUUCCAGAUUAUGCUUAUUUUGAGCCAUUGGAACAUUCUUUGGACUAUGGACCGUACAGAGAAAAUGUUCAGUUGGUCACAAAAGGGAGAGAAUCUGAAUACAGUAGCAUUCUUAGAAUGGUGAGGAGCAUAGACCUUUCAAGCAAUAACUUAUUUGGAUCCAUUCCUGCUGAGAUAUUUGAUCUUUCUCGAUUGCGGUUGACUUCUCUUAAUUGCCUAAACUUAGCAUACAAUCACUUGUCGGGAAGAAUACCUUCAAGCAUCCAACUUCAGAGCCUUAAUGAAACUGGCUUCAUUGGAAAUGCUGGACUUUGUGGAGCGCCUCUCCCGAUAAAUUGCUCGGAAGACGACGAAUUUCAAGGUUCAACACCUGUUCACAAAAAUUGGGAUGAGUUUGAGAUGUUUUGGUUCUAUAUUGGCAUGGGAAUGGGAUUUUCCACGGGAUUUUGGGGAGUUUGUGUUGUUCUUUUCUUCAAAAGGAGUUGGAGGCAUGCAUAUUUCAAAUUCCUUGAUGAACUGAAGGACCGGAUCUAUGUGGCACAACUGCUUAAGAUGAACUGGUUCCGCGUGAAAUUCAAUGAUGUGUAG
This is a messenger RNA of Ilex paraguariensis (yerba mate), 603 nucleotides long. The record is from the annotation of a GenBank genome assembly. Lineage: Eukaryota; Viridiplantae; Streptophyta; Magnoliopsida; Aquifoliales; Aquifoliaceae.